GCUUGUAGAUUGUAAAUUGUGCGUCGUUUUUCAAAGCUUGACGUUCUGAUGAUUCGUAUUAUUUAUAUUACAUUUAUAUGAAUGGUGAUUAUGAUUUGCGUCAGAUUUAUUUGCACGCUCAUGCCAUGUGCGUUUGAUUGCUGCUGACGUUUGGAGUUGAACUCAGGCGCACAACAUUGAGCCGUGCAUGAGAGCAUAAGCAUGAAUUACGCUCGCUUUCUGACAGCUGUGAGCGCAGCAAGAAAACCAUCAGCUAUUCGCUUACUGACUGAGCUGCAGCAGCGAUCUCCUCCGUCUCUGAUCUCUCUGGCUGGAGGAGCUCCCAAUCCCAACACCUUCCCGUUCCAGUCGGCCAGCAUUAAAGUGAAGGGAGGAGAUGCUGUGGUUUUGGAUGAGACGCUGAUGAAGAGAGCGCUGCAGUACUCCGGCUCAUACGGUAUUCCAGAGCUGGUCUCAUGGAUGAAGGAUCUUCAGAAAAGCCUCCACAAUCCUCCCACAGCCGGCUAUAGUCCAGAGAGAGGACAGAUGGAGAUGUGUGUCACCACUGGCAGUCAGGAGGGCCUCUGCAAAAUAUUUGAGAUGCUUGUCAGUUCUGGAGACAACGUCCUCCUUGAUGCUCCCACAUACUCAGGAACCCUGGCAGCCCUGCAGCCGCUGGGCUGCAACAUCAUUAAUGUGCCAAGCGAUCAACAUGGCAUGAUCCCAGAAGGCCUCAGGAAGGUUCUGGCACAGUGGGACCCUACAGACACACAAAAGCCGGGCAGCACCGCACCAAGAGUCUUGUACACCAUCCCCAAUGGAGGCAAUCCGACAGGAGCGUCCAUGACUUAUGAGAGGAAACAGGAUGUCUAUGAACUUGCCAGGACAUAUGAUUUGCUUAUCAUUGAGGAUGACCCGUAUUAUUUCCUGCAAUUUCAAAAACCGUGGGCUCCAACAUUUCUCUCCAUGGACGUAGACGGACGCGUCCUCCGAACGGAUUCCUUCUCUAAGAUUCUGUCAUCGGGGUUACGGAUCGGUUUCGUCACUGGGCCGAAGCCGUUAGUGGACCGAGUGGUGCUGCACAUCCAGGCCUCUACGAUGCACACCAGCACCUUCACACAGCUCAUCGUCUCUCAGCUGCUCCAUAACUGGGGUCAAACUGGUUUUCUCAGCCACAUUGAUGGGGUGAUUGAGUUUUACAGAUCUCAGAGAAACGCCAUGCUCUCCUCAGCAGACAAAUGGCUCAGAGAUGUAGCCGAGUGGCAUCGUCCCAUGGCUGGCAUGUUCCUGUGGAUUAAACUCAAGGACAUUAAAGACACACAGCGGCUGAUCAUGGAGAGAGCGCUAGAGAAAGAGGUUCUUCUGGUUCCUGGAGGAGUGUUCAACAUCAACAGCUCAGAUCCGUGUCCGUAUGUUAGAGCGGCCUUCUCUCUCUCCACACCUCAACAGAUCGAUGAGGCUUUUAGGAGACUCGCUGAUCUUAUCAAGGACGCCAUGUGAGCCGUUGAUCUCCAGGAAGGAGGAAUUAUGGGUCUGAUGUUUUUAAUGUCCAGUAUCAUCAGUUAAAUGCUGCUGUCACAUGCCACAUACACAGACUGUAUCUGCCCAAUUCUCUGCCUUUUUUGCACAACAACAAACCCGUUUUUCCUUCGAGUCAGUACCAGAUGAACAAAUUUGAAUGUUUAAUAACACUAUUUCAAGAUUCAAGUUUUAUUCUUUAAAUUUUUAAGAAUUAUUGAAGUUGGUUUACAGUGCAAUUGCAGCUGCUGUCUACAUGGAGGCACUUCAUGUGAUUUUAAAACUGGUUUAUUGUGUAAAAUGUUUAACCAUAAGAAGGUGAAGGUCAAGUGAUUGUAUUUAGUUGUAAUAGUCCGUUAUUUUAAACCUCCAUGUUGAAUUGUGAAGGUUUAAGCCGUUGAUUUCUGUGUCUUCAUUAGUGACUAGUUAGCUGCUGUUAACUCAAGCUGUUUUCAACACAAAUGAUGAGUUAAUGUAUUGAAAUGUUUCAUGUAGCAGCUUUUAAAAUGACAUUAAGCUAAUGGACUCUCAUCACAGACUGUGAUGAUGCAUUUCUGCAAUUCUUUUUUAAAUUAACGUACAUUUUCAUCACCAUACCUUGCGACUGCAAGUUUGACAUACUCUCUAUUUUUUUUUUUGUAAUUUCUAAAAGUCAUGGGAAUGCAAUACUGGAUUUUUUUUCUCUCAAAGCAAAUGGUAAUGUAAAAUUAUAUUUGCAAGGGCCUCCCAUAUACACCUAUAGAAUUGUACCCUACUGUAGUUUUCUUCUGUCUUCCAGAAACAUGAAAAGGGUGAUCACCAUUUGACUUAAUUUUAGUACAUAUUUAUGUAUGUAGUUGUUUGUAGUCCUUUGGACUUGCAUGUAAUUGUGCAUGCCAGACAUUUCUGACAGAAAAGGGAUCAAUAAAUCAUUAAACGCA
Messenger RNA from Ctenopharyngodon idella (grass carp), 2417 nucleotides. RefSeq names its product aminoadipate aminotransferase (gene aadat). Gene Ontology annotation, biological process: biosynthetic process. The transcript is spliced from 14 exons. NCBI's taxonomy places the organism in Eukaryota, Metazoa, Chordata, Actinopteri, Cypriniformes, Xenocyprididae. The coding region runs from base 202 to 1479 and encodes 425 amino acids. Gene Ontology annotation, molecular function: L-kynurenine:2-oxoglutarate transaminase activity; pyridoxal phosphate binding. The record is from RefSeq and is a predicted model, not a curated record.